AUGGCAGCGCUGGCGUGGAUCCAAGGGGCUGCCCCGGCCCGUCUCUCGCCUAUAGCCCCCUCCCUCCCUCCCCGCCGCCGCCGCCGCCGCCGCUGGGCAGAAGCUGGGGACGAUCCGAACACACCCGGUAGCUGCAGAAAUGGUGGGUUUGUUAACUCGGUGACGAAGCAGUGGGUGAGGCGGAGAGGAGAGGAGAGGAGAGGAGAGGAGAGGCGGCCUGAUGUGAGCGUGGGUGGAUGGAGGGCAGCGAGGACCUUGUGGGCAGCCGCCGCCCCCCCGGAACCGCCUCUGUGUAGCCGCAGGGGACGGGACGGGACGGGCGGGAUGGCGGUGGCCGAGACACAGGUGGCGGACGCAGAGCUGAUGCCCCAGAGCCACGGGGAAGAGCUGCAGCAAGAGGACAUCUUCAGUCAGAUGGACGAGAAUGGCAUCAUAGGGAUGCAGGAGGCCAGUGAUUACUACCUGCAGUGUCAGCCGAGGCUGGAGGAAGGGUUGGAGAGGCUGGAUGAGGACGGGGAGAUGGUGGACUUGCACGGUGACAGCGGCCAGCGUGGGUUCCCGCACGACUCUGUGGAUGAGGACAGCUUCAACAUCAGCCAGUUCCAGGACUCAGACCCUGUGCCCUGCUCUCUAUCCACACUAGAGGACGUCAGCCACAGCCAUCUGUUGUGCGAUGCUGACUUGCUCGAGGGAGAUGGGAUUCUCAGCGACCAUGAUUCCCAAUCCAUGUGGAAUGAGGAUGAGGAUGAGGAGAUGGGCGAGUGUGAUGAGGGGACGGAGCAGAUUAACGGUGGAUACAGGCAGAGGGCAGGAGGUGCGGAGGUCCACCAUGAGGCGGGUUACCAGGAGCAGGCAGAGGAGCCGGGGUCGGGCACAUUUGGAGACUCGUGGCACGUUUACGUCAAGGCGGCGAGGAUCCGCGACCACGGUGAUGACCUCUCCGUACCAAGGGUCAGGGACAACGCUGACAAACCCGCCGACCAAUCUCCCACGAGUACUAGCUACUCAAAGACUCAGGGUAAAGGUCCCGGCCUCUCAGCUCACGAUUGUUAUACCGAAGACACUGAGACCCUGUUUUCUCCGAGGGUGGAGUGUUCCGGUGAGGCGACGGAACGGUCCCAUGACAGCACAGGACGAGCGGGUGGGAUGAGAGCGGAAGGUGAGGAGAACCCCACCUCCUUCCACCUGAACCAGGCGCUGCUUUGCCGACUCUCGGCCCAGGACUCGGCAGGCGAGGCCGACAUUGAGGCUGAAACUAUUCCGGGCUCUCCCUGCUCCGAAAGUGCAGGAGAAUCAAUGGGAGAAGUCACAGGGGUGGCCUGUCCACCGGGACGUCCAGAUACAGGGAGCAGUAUCACACGGCAGAAUGGUAGAGUCCGAGCAGCCCAGAGCAGCAGAGCAACAUCUAACAUCCACGCCAGGCCAAGCCAAGGGUCCUGCAGCCUCAGUAAACCACUGAUACCCACAGCUCGAGCCAACUCGAGCAGCCAACACAAGGCUUACAAUCUCCAAAGACGAGCGACCAACCAAAGAGAGUCGACAAAGCCGCUGUCGCGAAAGAUAACGUCGGAAACGGCCAUUUACGGCCGUGGGCAGCUGAACUACCCGCUGCCGGAUUUCUCCAAAGUGGAGCCACGUGUCAGAUUCCCCAACGAGGAGCUGGGGCAGCGGAGGCCCAGGGGCCCGCCCCCGGCCCCCAGAAGGAGUGGCCCAGUCCACCACCACUCUCCCGCAGAGCUGGUCCGCCAGGUACUGCAGAGCAGUAGUGACUGUCCCCCGAUCACCCCCACCCCUCCUGGGGCCAUCGCCAACCAACUCCAGUGCCCACAACAGGCCUCCGAGAUGGUCUACCAGCUACAGGAGGAUUACCGCCGUCUGCUGACCAAGUACGCAGAGGCUGAGAACACCAUUGACCGUCUGCGGAUCGGGGCCAAGGUGAACCUGUUCACUGACCCUCCUCAAGCAGCCUCCAGUUCCCAGGGAACAUCGCUGCACCGGGCAUCAAAGGUCAUGACGUUUGCCAUCUCCCACCCGCAGCGAGCCGAGCUCGCACCCUCGCUGGACCACCACACCCUGACAGGCAGUUCCUCGGUGCCAGAAGGCCGGGACCCUAUGGAGUUUCCGGGGCCUUCGGGGGUCAGCCGGGCCCCUGGGCCGAGUGAGUCCAUUGUGGAGCCCACAGCGGGCGAGUGUCUGACCUGGGCCCUCGCACAACAGGCCCAGGCUGCGCAGGAACAGAUGGAUAUAUUUGAAGAGUUGCUGAAGGCUGGGAAGAUGGCACCAUUGGGUCAGCAGAAGGCAUAUCAGCAGUUGUGGGAGGACCAGGAUGCUCUGGAGCAGGCCUACCUGCAGGCCCGGGAGGAAUACCACAGCCUGCAGUGGAGAGACACCAGCACCAGUGGCCACUGCGUCGGCACGUUCGACCCCGACAGGGAAGUGGAGGGGAACAUCUUCCGGCUUGGGAUGCAUUUGGAGGAUGUGAAGGAGCGGAUGGAGCCAGUCCCCGUGACCAGCCGCUCCACGGACCAUCAGAGUGAUGAAGAAGCUCUUCCUAACUCCUGGCAGAUGAGAGGCCCUGCCCCGCAGCCUCAAAGACCCAGGCCCCUGGUGGAACCCCCAAAGCCAACGUCUCACAGCCCAGCGGACACCCAGCACAAUCCCAAACGCAGGCUCCUGGUUCCCAGCGCGGCGUUGCGACUGGGGAAGGUGGACGUGGAGGUGAGCUCGGUGAGUGGCGAUAGUGAGAGUGAGGACAUCAUUCCCAGAACCCUCACACACAAGAAGAUGCAACUGGAAGAAAGCUUCGACAAGCUGUUAGACCAGUGUGAAAACUUCAGGGAUUUGCCUUUGUCGCUGGAGCUGGACAAGGUGGGACAGAGACGCAUCCUGGAAUCACCACCCACCCCCCCAAACAUCCAGAGACUGGGGAAGGAGGAGCGGAUGGAGGGGAGAAGGAUCGGAGCUUCUUGCAGUGACCCGGAUACAGAAAGCAGGAAGGCUCAUGAACUGCGGCGGCCGAUGAAGAUGGCGGCUAUGUCCUGCGGUGGUUUCAAGGACUCGCGACGGCCAGGACUGGACGGGGAGGAGCUGGUGGCCAGAGGCAGGUCAUUCGCAUCACACGCCACCCCCACUGACUCUGAAGGAGCUGUCCCGAUGGAGCGGAGGGACCUUUCACCAGCCAAGAGUGGGGCGGGUGUGGACGGAGCUGCUUCUCCAGUGCUUGUGCCGUGCAAAACUCUGCUGCGAGCAGCGUCGGGGCCCCUGGAGGAGCGCAUCGUGUCUCCAGAGACGGACAGCGGCUUUGUGGGGUCAGAGUGUAGUCGGAUCACACCCGCGGUCCACACCCCUGAACAAUGGCCGCUGAAGAGAUCAGAAAGCCACCAGGAGCCGUCGCUGGAUCGGGCAGCUCAGGGCCCUGUGGGAGCAGAGCUGGCCGUGCGCAGUCAGCAGGGUGGUGGGAGAGGUGUGGGUGAACACCGCAUGGUGAGGGGCCAGGACAGAGGGCUGCGGGCGGGCACUGUCCAGCCCGCUCCACCCCGCACCAGCUCUCCCCACCACUGGGCUGCCAGUGUCAUCAGUGAGUUGGAGCAAGACACCUUCGUCAGUCACACAGAGUCUGAAGUGGAUGGUCUCGGGGCCUACUCUAGGCAGAGGUAUCAACGUUCCUCUCUCACCUCCUCACCUUUGACCUUCCACUCAAAGGUCCCAUACAGCACCAGCCCACUGAACGUCCACUCAGCGAGAGACCAGCUGAUCCAGUCCCUGCAGACGGAGGUUGCACAACUCCGCCAUCGCUUGGAGCAGGCCUUACACAAGCCCCAAGGAGAGGCUGACAGCAAUCCACCCCUGGCAGUCGGCACAACUCGCAAGCAUGUCAUUCACCAGCACUCGCCAAGAAGGAAGCUCCCGCGGGAAGAGGAGGAGGAGAAGGAGGAAGGGGAGCUGUACAGCGGACACGACCACUCGAAACCAUUCCCACACUACAGGUCGGAGCUGGAAAUCAGCACUGAAUCAGAAGCUUCCUCCUCUGACCAACAUCCUCCGGCUUCUAAACACGCCUCAGUCAGCCAGAGCUACAAGAGGUCAACUCCAGGCAGGCUUCAAAGAUCCAGGCCGAUUAAAGGCCCUUACACAGGCACAGACUACAGCUUGCUUGCACCACGACAUGGUGAGUCGUGUCCAUCCUGUGGGGCAACAUCCACACACAGGGCCGAUACUUGGACAAAGACUACCGGCUUCCUCACCAGCAGCCCCAGGAGGAACCCCUGUCCUGCCUGUAAACGACGGGCCACAUAUGAUGAACGUGGGAUUGAGGGCAAGCUAGAUCCUGUUGCUGAAGGGAAGCGGCCGGCCGAGCAACGUCACAGUGUUGAAGGCCGAGGCGUGGGCAUGAAGGGGCGUCCUGUUGCCAUGGGUUACACCCCCCCGCUGUGCUACAUCCCCCCCACUUCACCCGUGUAUUACUGCUCUCCAGGGUGGACGUACGUGUCACCCACACAGCCACACGUUUACUACCCACUUGGACGGCGUGCGGCAGAGUGGAGCUCACCGUGGGGAAGGAGACGGUCAGGGAGCCGCGGUGCGAAGCCAUCCCAGGGCAGCGGCGUCGUCUGCGGUAACAAUGAAACCACGGUGCUGGAUGUGGGCAGCUCUCUGCAGCAGGCCAUCCAUGCAGCAGAAAGCAUGAAAUGGACAACACACAACAUGGUGAAGACCCUGGCGUCCGAUCUUCACAAGGCCAGAGCCACCUGACCAGGUCCACCCAGCAGACGGCCACUGUAUCUGUAGCUCUGAGUCCUAGCCCUGUUUAGCUCAAGAUCCUCAACCACACAACCUUUGGCACCACUUCUCUCAUUGACUUCCGUUUGAUUUGAUGAUAUUGGUUGAAAACUCCCCUCAAGAAGCAGCACCUGACAGACAAAUACCUCCUGGCUCCUGGAUUGUCUCUCGCAAUGAAUGAUGGUUAAACACCCUGUGGUACAGCGCCGUGAUACAAACUCACCCUCUCCCAUCAGUGUUAGUGAGCAUGGGGGGAUCCCUCACUGAAUCACAGAGAGAUGGGCAUCUUCUGACACCGACAAACAAGGCUACAAGGUCUUGCUGGCGUGGGGGUCACUGAUUUCAUGGCCUUAUAUUGUCCCGUCAUUAGCCCGCUGGUUGCAGUGAUAACAAUGAGGCUUGCCUUCUGUACCAGCACGUUUUGCAACAGCAUCUGAAUGACUUUGGUGAUGCGUUUCACACAGUGCUGCCUGGGAACAAGGAGGAGGGAGGCUCACCAAGUGCCCCAUGCUGUUAGACUGCUCCCCGCCACUAACCUUCAUGAGGCUGGGCACAAAGUAUCUCUCUACGUGCAGCUGUCCACACACAUCUCAUGUCAAACUUGGUCAAGGGCUUGAGAUCAUCGCACAGGUAGCUCAAACGCUUGCAGUUUUAAAUGAUACAAUAUGGGAUCUCCUGUUACCUCAAGUGCCACGUUAGUAUAUUAAAUACAAGCCAGUACGUUAAACCUUGCAGAAUCAUUGAUUGGAAUGAUCUUGAAAGCAAACUUGCACUGAAACACCAUCAUUCUCAGCACUGGCUCAUUAUUUGACCGUGUCUCACAUACGGACUGUUGUACAUUUCUGCAUCAGCCAGCUCACGUCUGGAACUCAAGCCAGCAUGUAGCAUUUAUAUUAACAAAGACUUCAUCCCAUUCUAGCCCCUGACCAGAUCAUUUUAGUGAUUGGCUUAUUCUGGAUACUUGUUACAUUUUGGACCAAAAUCAAUACAAGUUGGCAGCAACAGGUCUAUUCCAGGGUGGUCCACGGGUAUCUGAUGAAGAUAUCUAAGGAGAAGCCCAACUUUGCUGAUUUUUGCUGGGACCAAUAGUUUGCCGCAUCAGCAGAUAUUGGAUCCCUGAGGGGGUCCACAAAGAAAGAUCACUGUUGUAUCCACAGACCUGAAUGUUAGACACCUCACUUGGGUUGGAAGGAACUGCAGAUGCUGGUUUACACCAAAGAUAGACACAAAAUGCUGGAGGUACUCAGCGGGACAGGCAGUAUCACUGGAUAGAAAGAAUGGGCCACGUUUCGGGUUGAGACCCUUCUUCAGACUCUCCAGCAUUCUGUGUCGCUCACUUGGGUUGGGUGUGUUUCUGAAUGGGCCGGAGGCUUUUACUUCUGACCAGACAAACUUCCUGCAACUUGACUUCAAUCAGCAUUUGAAUGACAUUAAAGUCAAACUACUUCUACUGUGACUCAACCAAGAGAAUUAAGCAAGUUGUAGAUUUACUUUUUGACUACAAUUGUUAGAUCUUCAGAAGUUGUUUCAUCUGACAUCAUUGCGUUAUCCUUUGAUGAUCAGUUUCUAGACUUAUGUGUCUCGGGAGUUCUCACAGUGCACAGACAAACUUUGUGAAUAGAAGCAAUCCUGAAUGGCUGACAUUGAUGGGAUUGCCAACAAGUUAAACGCUGCACAAUCCUAUGUCGUUCUAGUUAACACCAAAUUAGCAAAUCUCAAAAAAUUAUUCCUAGACAUCGAAGCAAGUUUCUGUGGUUUCAACAGCCCCAGGCCUUUCCAAAACUCUUUUACACAAUUUCCUUGCCACUUUUACAGAAUAAACUAGAAGAACAUUUCAAACUAUACAUUAUAUACUAGAAGACACAAAAUGUUGGGGUAACUCAGCAGAACAGGCAGCAUCUCUUGGGGAGAAAGACUGAGUGACAUUUCAGGUCGAGACCCUUCUUCAGACCCGACCGGAAACGUCGCCCAGAGUUGCUGCCUGUCCUGCUGAGUUACUCCAGCAUUUUGUGUUUAUCUUCAGUGUAAACCAGCAUCUGCAGUUCCUUCCUACACAUUAUAUACUAGGGUCUUGCACCACUGAGAAUUGGUUCUGGGACAUAAGGAAAGAAGAGAUACGCACAGAGAAAUGUUCUGAGAAGCAUUGACGUUUUACAGGGGACUGUCUGUAGUGUGAUAACUGAAUAAUGUUCUAAAGGGCCUGAAAUGGAGCAAUGUUUGAGUUUUGCACGAGCUGAGAGCCAGCGCUGUUCGGCAUUGUGUAGUCCAACCUGUUUGUUCACUUCUGCUAAAUGUUCUGUGCACUCAGCAGUUUUGUUUUACAGCUUUCAUGUGUACAAUAUAGUUGACCACUCUAUCAGUCAACUAAUUCAUUGAUGCCAGUCCAUGAUGUUGAAGGGAAUUUCAGUGAGAUUUUCUGAAUCCUAAGCGUGGCUGCAAGCACAGACUGUGGACCGAGGAUGCCAUGGAUUGUGUGAUCAUCUUUGCCGUGCAUCUUAGUCUGUUGACGUCCACAUUACAAGGGGACGUUACCACGGCAACUAAGCAUCAUUUAACUUAUUUUGUGUAUUCCGGUUACAAGUGACUGAACAGAUAAUUAAUGAAUCAUUCCCAGCACUGACUCCUUUUGCUGUGAACCCAUUCCUUAAUAUGCAUCACCUUUAAUGCAAUGUUUUAAGAAACAAAGCAGUUUUUACAACUCAAAGACUAAGAAAAGAGCAGCUGGUUUAUCCAGUUCCCCACACCAUCAAAACGGAGGCAGCAUCAUUUCUAAUCCCACACUUCUCCCUGAAUCGCUGGCAGCAGCAAGUAAAAUAUAAACUCUGGAAAAUUAAUCUUCCUUUAUGUGAUGGAAACCAGUGAGGAGGUCACACAGAUACCGUAUCAUCAAUGUCAGAUCUGAGCUUGUUCAGGAUUUGCUAUGGAUCCCUCCUCAACUAUAACCAUUGCUACAAGAAUACCCAUGUUUUUCAUGCAGAUUUGCAUAACAAAGUAUUUUUCAUGCACUCGGACAGGUCCUCCUACAGGAUCUUUACAGAUAACUUUACAGAUAUAAAAAUAGGUGGCAGUGUUCAUCAGUUGGUCAAUGGACAGAGCAAUGACAGAUGGAAUGUAAUCCUGGUAAAUUGAAGAGGAUGCACCUUGGCAGGACUAAUAACGUAGGGUGCAGGGGGAUAUUAAGGAACCUUGGUUUGAGAGUCCAAUCAUUUCUUAAGGUGGCAUCAAGAUGGUUUAAAAAAAAGCCAUACAGGAUAUUUGUUUUUAUUAGCCAGGGCAUAGAAUACCUUUCUGGCUUAAGCCCUCCCUUCACCACCUCCAGUUUAAAUUCCAUUUGGAAUAUUUUGGAGGACCAAGAAACCAAGAACAAGAAGGGCAGCAUGGUGAUGCAGCGGUAGAGCUGACUACAUAUACAGUGCCAGAAACACGGGUUCAAUCCUGACCACGGGUGCUUGUUUGUACAGAAUUUGUAUGUUCUCCCUGUGACCGUGUGGGUUUUCUCCGGGUGCUCUGGUUCCCCCCACAUUCCAAAGACGAACAGGUUUAUAGGCUAAUUGGCUUUGGUAAAAAAAAUUGUAAAUUAUUCCUCGUGUGUAGGAUAGUGCUAAUGUCCGGGGAUCACAGGUUGGCACGGAAUCGGUGGACCGAAGGGCCUGUUUCCGCACUGUAUCUCUAGAGUCUAAAGGUAGAUUUGGUUUUUUUUUGGUACUUCUAAAAAGCUCUGCACUAUUUAGUUUCUCAAAGGUUGCUGCUUGCUCCUUUACAUUGGACCAAGAUCAAACAUCACUGUGCUGGACCUCCUCUCUGGCCAUUGAUGCUCUUCCGUCUUUUCAAUAAUAAAACUCAACUUUAGGGAAGGUCUCAAUCCUCAUUAAUGACUAUUUGAACAUGUUCACAGAUUUGUUUUACAGAAUAAUCCUGAAAUAUGACUUUCUUAUUAGAUUAUUUUUUUACAAUGAAGACAAAAAAUAAAGAAUGAUAACUUGUAAGGGAUAGUUUUACAAAAUAUUUAUAAUAAUUUUUGUAGUAAAUGCAACGUGGUAGAAUUUAGAAACCUGAGAAUUUCUACUGUUUUUAUGAAUUAUAUUUUUCAUUGGAAUAAAUUGAUCUUCUGCAUC
Molecule: messenger RNA, 8894 nt
Organism: Leucoraja erinaceus (little skate)
Lineage: Eukaryota; Metazoa; Chordata; Chondrichthyes; Rajiformes; Rajidae
Gene: akna
Product: AT-hook transcription factor
Exons: 24
Coding region: 1-4752 (1583 amino acids)
Biological process (GO): neuroblast division in subventricular zone; neuroblast delamination; epithelial to mesenchymal transition
Cellular component (GO): centrosome
Source: RefSeq, a predicted model, not a curated record